AUGGUGAAGCUUUUCUGGGUUAGCAUUGUAAUAGCACUUGUUUUCAUCAAAUUGGUUGAUGCAUAUCACAUCAAUGAAACUGAACUCUCUAUCUUAGAAGCUCAUGAAGGUUAUUCUUUUUCUUCCAACCUUGUGAAUCAGCCUCGCAUGGUGGGAAUCACCUUUAUUCAAUCUGCUGCUGCUAAAGGAGCUGUCUGCUUGGAUGGAACAUUGCCUGCUUAUCAUUUCGACCGCGGAUACGGAUCGGGAGCAAACAGCUGGAUUGUUAACUUAGAGGGAGGUGCGUGGUGUAAUAACGUUAGAACAUGCGUUUAUCGCAAGACUACACGGCGUGGAUCAUCAAAUUUCAUGGAGAAGGCGAUACCUUUUACGGGAAUAAUGAGCAAUAAUCCUCGAGAGAAUCCAGAUUUCUUUAACUGGAAUAGAGUGAAAAUUCGUUACUGUGAUGGUGCUUCUUUUACCGAAUUGGCCCUUCAAACUACUGAAGAAGAAACCAAUCUAUACCCUAUUCACAUGGCUGCACGCCUCGGACUAUGCAACAUUCUUCAAUGUUUGAUUAAUGGUAACUGUAACUUGGACUCGCAAACAAAACUUGGUGACACGGCGUUGAUGGUUUGCACAAGGUAUAAACAUGAGAAGUGUCUAAGAGUUUUAGUAUCAUCAGGAGCUGAUUUGGGGAUAGUAAAUUCGUUUGGUCAUUGCGCAACUUCAACAGCAACUUCUAUUCAUUGGACUAAAGAAUAUCAGAAAGCAGUUUUGGAUAUAAUUAGGUGA
Molecule: messenger RNA, 774 nt
Organism: Vicia faba (fava bean)
Lineage: Eukaryota; Viridiplantae; Streptophyta; Magnoliopsida; Fabales; Fabaceae
Source: the annotation of a GenBank genome assembly